CUGCAUAUAAGCGUUGGAGAAGGUGCAAACAGGUGAGCUUAAUGAGGAGGAGGCUUUAGGACAAACCAGAAAGGUACUCUUUGACCAUUACAUCUUCAAUUUCUACCAACUUUCAGCUCACUUCAAUCCACACCAUUCACGUCCAAACUUUCCUCACAAACAACGACCAUCAUGUCUAACCCUGGUGCAAUCCCCACUUCUACUCAAGUCGUUGAGAGCGCCGUCAUCAACGCUCCUCUCAGCAAGGUCUGGCACCACAUCAAGCUCCAGAACUUCAGCGACUUCUGGUCCGCCCUGAAGAACAGCGAGUUCGUUAAGUCUCAGGAGGAGACCGACGUUGUCAAAUGGACUUUCACCGACGGUACUGAGCUUGAGGUCAAGCAAGAGGAGCACAGCACCAUCAACCACUUCAUCACCUACAGUGUUAUCACUGCCAAGCCUGAGCUCACUUACAGCAGUGUUGUCAGCACCAUCCGCCUCUACCCUGUUACCUCGGGUUCCCAGGAGGGUAGCACCUUUAUUGAGUGGUCUGGUAACUUCUCCAGCGACGCUGAUGCCGGUGUUAUCCAGGACGCCAAGUUCAAGCGCCGCGAUGCCCUUGCAGACCUUGCCAAGGCCGCUGGCAAGCAGUAGGCUUAGGCUUUGCGAAGUUUGAAUAGGCGUGGAUGUGUGCAAAAUGUCGGUUGAAUUGAGGUUGGAAAAUAUUCGGCUAUCCAAAAAUAGUGUCGUAGCCUAUCUGAUGGCCCUGUUAGGUACGGAAUCCAGAACCGACAACGGAUUAAUAAGAUAUACCAUGAAGCAUGCAAUGUAUGCCUUCCGUGCUAGCGAGAUUCUUCGGUUCCCUACGACACUCUGAUAAUCACACUGUCACCAAUCACUAUCGGUCUGACCAGAUCGACUAUUUGAUGAGCGACGAGGCUGUUCCUAUCCUGACCUACUAAGCCAAUCG
Messenger RNA from Truncatella angustata, 949 nucleotides. RefSeq lists its product as uncharacterized. The record is from RefSeq and is a predicted model, not a curated record. Bases 172 to 633 code for a protein of 153 amino acids. Lineage: Eukaryota; Fungi; Ascomycota; Sordariomycetes; Amphisphaeriales; Sporocadaceae. The transcript is spliced from 4 exons.